Oryzias latipes (Japanese medaka) is the source of this 1427-nucleotide messenger RNA. It is a transcript of the gene 1-sf, whose product is annotated as L-SF precursor. Gene Ontology annotation, biological process: binding of sperm to zona pellucida; egg coat formation; positive regulation of acrosome reaction. Gene Ontology annotation, molecular function: acrosin binding. NCBI's taxonomy places the organism in Eukaryota, Metazoa, Chordata, Actinopteri, Beloniformes, Adrianichthyidae. The record is from RefSeq and is marked provisional. Gene Ontology annotation, cellular component: extracellular matrix.
CCACAAUGAUGAAGUUCACUGCGGUUUGCCUUGUGGUGCUGGCCCUGCUUGACGGCUUUUGUGAUGCUCAGCAUAACUAUGGUAAACCUUCAUACCCUCCAACAGGGAGUAAAACGCCUCAAGAUCCCACCCAGCAAAAGCAGUUGCAUGAAAAAGAGCUCACCUGGAAAUACCCUGCUGACCCUCAGCCUGAAGCCAAACCUGUAGUGCCAUUUGAGCAGAGAUAUCCUGUUCCAGCUGCAACUGUUGCUGUUGAAUGCAGAGAAGAUUUAGCUCAUGUGGAAGCCAAAAAGGAUUUGUUUGGGAUCGGCCAGUUCAUUGACCCAGCUGACCUCACUCUGGGAACGUGUCCUCCUUCAGCUGAGGAUCCUGCGGCUCAAGUGCUCAUUUUUGAAUCUCCACUGCAGAACUGUGGGAGCGUGUUAACAAUGACAGAGGACUCCCUGGUCUACACCUUCACUCUGAAUUAUAACCCCAAACCCCUGGGCAGUGCCCCUGUGGUGAGGACGAGCCAAGCUGUUGUUAUCGUGGAAUGUCACUACCCAAGAAAGCACAAUGUGAGCAGUCUGGCUCUCGAUCCUCUCUGGGUUCCAUUCUCUGCAGCAAAGAUGGCAGAAGAAUUCUUGUAUUUCACUUUGAAACUCACGACAGACGACUUCCAAUUUGAGAGGCCAAGCUACCAGUAUUUCCUUGGAGACUUGAUCCACAUAGAGGCUACCGUCAAGCAGUACUUCCACGUGCCUCUGCGUGUUUACGUGGACAGAUGUGUUGCUACUCUUUCACCUGAUGCAAACUCAAGCCCCAGUUAUGCCUUCAUUGACAACUAUGGAUGUCUGCUUGACGGCAGAAUCACAGGCUCUGACUCAAAGUUCGUGUCUCGACCAGCUGAAAACAAGCUUGACUUCCAGCUGGAAGCCUUCAGGUUCCAGGGUGCUGACAGUGGAAUGAUCUACAUCACCUGCCACUUGAAGGCAACAUCUGCUGCUUAUCCCCUUGACGCCGAACAUAGAGCUUGUUCUUACAUCCAAGGGUGGAAGGAGGUCAGUGGAGCAGACCCAAUUUGUGCCUCUUGUGAGUCUGGUGGAUUUGAGGUUCAUACCAAUGCAGUAGUUUCACAUGGCACUUCAACACUUAGUGGAGGCGGUCAUGGAACUGGAAAACCUUCAGAUCCUUCAAGGAAAACACGUGAAGCGGCCAAAACUGAAGUUCUGGAAUGGGAAGGCGAUGUCACUCUGGGUCCUAUCCCCAUUGAAGAAAGGAGGGUCUAAUAAGCAUUAAUGUAACAUAGUCUCCUGCUGUUGCAAUGAUCAUCAAAAUAAACACUUGCAUUGGCUCAUACUGUUGUAUCUAGCCUUUCCUCAACCUUAUAUCUUUAAACUUGACAAACAAUUUAAAGUCUCUAAAACUUCAUUGAAGCAAGAACGAUG